GGUAUUUGUAAUAAACACACAAGAAACAAAAAUCCUAUCACAGUCCUAGCAGUUGCAUCCAACAAAGAGAGAGCUGUGAGGUAGUGCGUGCUGCUUCUUUCCCCAGAUACCCCUGGGCCUCAGGCCUGCACCCAGUGAGCUGGACCAAGAGCAGCCAGGUUGAAAUUCCUGCUGCCAUGGCAGGAUUCUGCAGGAACAUUUCCCUUUGACAACAAGGAACCUGUGUGGAGGAGACCUCUUGGUGAGUCCUCAAGGACUCUAAGUGUCUUAUUCUACAGGGAGACCCUGCCAGGUCUUUGGCAAGGCCAGCCAGUUGUUUCGGGAAGUCUCUGGUCCUGUGGCAGAGGGCGAGGAAUGGCAGAAAGAAUGGCAGCUCCACUGAGAGCAAAGGAUAACCCUUCUAUGCCUAUGACCUCCUAAUUAAUUUAUCUUCUCACCUGAUGCCUAUUCACAUUUUCUUACUAUCAUACAACUGUGAUCUUGAUGAGCAGCUGGGCUCUUGUUUUCUUAAUCAGUUCUUUGUUGUCACAGACGUUUUUAACUUACUCCAGCCCCUGAGACUUACUCAUACCUUCUGUAUGCAGUAGGACCCUUGGUGGGCCUAUCAUCUCAAAAUUAGAAGGUUCGGUAAUCCAAAAGAUUGGACUCCAGUUUACCUCAGGCUAGGAAAGAAGUCAGCCACCAUUAGUAAAAAAGAGCAAGGGAAAAAUUACAUAGGAAAAAGAAGUGGCUUAAUCAGUAGAAAAGAUCCUCAACUUCUAAGGCCCGCACAUCUGCACCCCUCUCUUCUGAGCUUUGCAUAGUGAUGUAUAACUCCAGAUGGUAGUAAAAGGCAGAGUUCUUCCCAGAAAGGUCAAACAUGAUUUUCACUCUUACAUCUGUGAGGUUGGGUGGCAUUAUAGCACACAUUCAGGUGGAAUUAUAACACCUAGGAUAAGAAGACAGAAUCCACAUAUCACAAUGCCAAAUGGACACCCUCCUGAACUUAUGGACCCAUUGACAAAACCAUUGCCUCUUGUGUACCAUCUGGAUGAAGUACCAAGUUCACAGACAGUUCUUCACCAACUUCCCAAACCAGCGAACUGGAGUAUGAAGAAAGCCAAGUCCAAGGCAUUCAAAACCAGCAUCCUCACGAAUGCCACCAGGAAAGGCUUUGGUAAAAGACGGGAAGUACUGAGACAGUUGGCCCUCAUACACUCAGAGAAGACUGUGCCAGGAGAAUUGGGGAAGGAUUGUGGGAGAGUAAUCAGGUAUCAGUAGUCAAGAAAAAGAAAAAAAUAUAAAUAGAAAUAAAAUAAAGAUCUUUAACAAAAUGGGACAUAAUGUAUUGCUGAACUAACUCUACUCUGUUUACACUUGCACAUGCUUUAACAUCUACAGUCAUUUACAUAUACUAUGUAUACAGCAAAGAUUAAUGUAGCAGAGAACAGGCAGAUCAAAGAUCCAUUGUUCCCUCACAUCUAUGUGGCUCUGCUUCCCUUUAUCAGGACUAUGGAGGCCUCUGCUCAUCCAGGACUCAGGGCUCAACCAAAAUGCAGUCCCCUAUGAUCUCUGGCCAAGUGCUCUUCUGUUCCCAGUAGAACUCUGCCUCAGGCUGCAGAGGCACUGAAGGGUUCACCUUCUAGGUACAACCACUCUUUCAGUCUUUCCAGGCUCUCUGUUACUCAACUGGAGGCUUCAGCAGAGGCCUUUCAUCUCAAUAACAGAAGUUUACCUGAUCCAAAACAUUGGGAAGCCAUCCUACACUCCUGAUUGGCUGGUUACCUGAGACCAAACAACAUAGCUCUCUUCUGUAUGCCUGUUUUCCUGAUUUGAAAGUAAAUAUUGUGUGCAUCUGUGGUGUUCGUGGUAAGAAAAAAUCCUUAACAUGAAUAACAGGACCAUGCAGAGCAUGGCUUUACAUUCUAUGUACAAAUUGAAUAGCUAGAUGGAAUUACCAAAGAAAACAAUAAGAAUCCUAACAACAAUUACAGAAAUAAUGAAAUGAAAUAAAACAAAAACAAAAGCAAAAACAACAAUACUUUGUGGGUGCUGGAAUUUAAGGCACGUAUUAAUUUUGACCAGCUUUGUAGGUAUUUCCAAUUAAAAGCAAACAAACAAACAAACAGCCUUAUUAAAAGUGCUGCAGGUGCAGGAGAGAAAGGUGGGAGAUGUCCUGUGCUGCUGCCCCCAUGCUGUGAUUCUGCAGCAACAACUUCCUUGGGAAUAGGAACCUGUAUGCAGUGGGAUCCCUUGCUGGGCCUGUCAUCUCAAAAAGAGGGGCUUCCCUAAUCCCAAACCUUGGAAUCCAGUUGACUUCAGGCCAGGAAUGAAGUCAACCAUCAUUAGUGAAAGAGCAAGGGAAAAAUUACAUAGGAAAAAAUAUGUGCCUUAAUCAGAAAAGAUCCUCAACUUCUAAGGCCUCCACAAUCUCCACCCCUCUCUUCUGAGCUGUGCAUAGUGAUGUUGUAUAACUCCAGAUGGUAGUAAAAGGCAGAGUUCUUCCCAGAAAACUCAUACAUGAUUUUCACCCUGACAUCUGUGAGGUGAGGUGGCAUCAUAUCACAGAGUCAGCACACCCAGGAUAAGGACACAGAAGCCACAGAUGACAAUGCCAAAUGGACUCCCUCCUGAACUUAUGGACCCAUUAAAAUUGAGGUUUAGUCUAACCUUAGGCCAUUCCACUCCCUGCCCAUCCGCCUGAUUUUUAUGUUUGCUCUGAGUAAAAGAUCAGCGUGUAGCCCCAAAUAUCCUCAGGAUUGGACUUGGAAAUUCAGGAAGAACGAUAUUGGAAAAGGGAUGGCUAUGUGGUUACAAUGUGGUAACACAAGGUCCAGGUUGACGUUUGUUCGCUGAUGUCCGAUUUCACUGUCUUGUUAUAUUUGAGAAAGGGAGGAUGUCCAACUUAAUAUAUAAAAGGUACAGAAAUUUAUUAUUUUAUAUAUGCCCUGUAGUUGAUCCCUAUGUUUCAAGAAAAAAGGAGUUUUUAUUCUAAAAAAAUAAGAUAAUAGACCAUUGAUUUUGUGAAAUACAUGGAUAUGUAAAUAAAAACAAUGUCAACUGUCAAGGACUGCACAGUAAGCAAAUAUUUCCAGGUUUUAUACACUCAGAGGUCUAGAAGAAACAUAUUGGCCUCCAUAAAAAGGAAAACCUUAGGAAUUGAAAUGUGUGUCACAUGCAUUGUCUCGAGUAGUAGAUUUACUUUUAAGAAAAAACUCCCUCUUCCUUGGUCCCUAGAGAUUUGGGUGCUAAGAAAAAUCUGUUCUCUCAUUCAGGUUGUAAGCAGCCCUCCCCAGCAAAAGCACUGUUGAGUUCUAAUGAUGCACAGAGAAACAUCUAGCUUAGCAAUAGAGGUUGCCAAAUGCUAUUCCCAGUGAUGUAUGAGAGACUGGAGGAAAGUGUCCGCACAGAAAUUGAUCAAUUUUUGGAGAGCUAGUUAGCAGGUAGGUCAUAGAACUUCCCAGUGGCAUCAUCAGUAAGCCCUUCACUGGACAAUCUAUUGUAUCUAAGAGAUCCCUAGAAUCUUCUGUGAUGUCACCAGUGUUGUGGUGACACCAACUGCCUUUGGGAUAUUACUUCAGUUCCCUUUGGGUUCACAAACAGGCAUGUUUCGCCAGCCGCUCAGGCUAUUUCAGAAGGAAAGUGUUGAUCAAGGAGAGACCACACCAAGGCUGAAGGAAGAUGACCUCCUCUCAUCUUCCUUGGAAGGAAGGAAAUCAUUCUGGGGAAGGCUUGGUUUUGGUAGGAAGGCAUCAUCCCAAAAUGUCAUCAGUAAGCAAGAGGAGUGUUUAAAGGAACUGGAGGAACUUAAAUUUGAAAUCCAGAAGUGUCAAUUCGAGAGGGAUGAAUUUUAUCAAAUCCUGGACCUUUAUAUCUAUGAUAAUUGGGACCACAGGCUGGAUGUCGAAUUGCCAAUACUUCAAUCCGAACAUGAGAUGAGAAUGAUGGCUAUGCAAAUGAUGACCAGUUCAAUAAGUGAGGCCAUGGAGAGGUACAAGGAGCUCAUACAAGUGAACAGUUCCUACCGCAUCAGGCACUCCCAGCUUCUGCGUGAACAAACUCAAUUGAAGAACAAUAUACAGAUUUUGCUGAAUGAGAACAGAGAACUGCUGGUGGAGCAGACUGAAAGGCCAGCAUCAUGUGUGGAGGCAAAGAGGCUCUGUGAAGAGGCCGGAAUGAACAUCUGUGUCCCCAGUGCAAAGGAACAGCAGGUCUGAAAUUCUCCAGGAGAAACUCGAACAAGACACAAACCAGGGCAAGAUCUCCCUUGGAGAGAAGUGCUACAGGAGGAGAACUAAGUGUGCACAGCAAAUACACCACUAUUGCAUCUCAUCUGUAAUGUCCAUAGCAAUUGUGGACUGCAUUUUCCUCCUUUAGUUUUAUUUCUUUGGAUUGAAUAGGCCGUACUUUCACCUCCCCACCCUCCAGCAAGUGUAAACUUUUGGAGGGACUCAGAGAAGUGCUGGUGCACAUCAAUCAAGAGGUGCUGGUCAUCCAGAAAGACUGUGCACGUGUAAAUGUGUACUUGUCCUGGUGGGUCAUCCAGAAGAGUUUCAUGGAGAUCAGUUCACAACAUUGGAAAGACUUUGAGAUAAAGUCUGUAAUAUCAUUUCUACUCAGUAUUGGAUGGCUUUGUCCUUAAUACCCCCACUCCAACAAAACAGACCUACUUCCACUCCUCUUGGAAAGAUUAUUACCACCAGUAACUGCUUGUCUACUGUGUCUCCAAGGAAAGACACAGGCUAUAAAUCUAUUCUGCAGAAGGAGCAGCAAAAAAUGCUUAGCGCAGCUCCUCUAUUUAAAGUGUGGCUGAGUUUUGAUUAUUUUGGUUAUUUGGUUUUUCUCCUAUUCAUUUGAAGUUUUGUUAUUUAUGUCUUGUUGUUUUGUUCAUUUGGUUUUCUAUUUUGAUAAGGAUAUAGACUGUAUAUAUUGACAACCUGCAUCUGGUUACUAUCAUGUAAAUUGGAUGUAUCCUGGUGAAAAAAAGAGUAAUCUCAAACUCUUCACUCUUAAGAACCUUCUUUAUUGAUCAUUAGUGUCAACAUCUGAAGUCCCACAGCUAUCAGGGAGGGAUGGAUCUCUGCAUUCUCAUGGGGACUGGCAUCAAAAUCACUUCCCAGUCAGACUGAGAUUCAAAGGCAAUUAUACAGUCACUGUUCACUGUGUUCCAAACUCUGUGAAUUUCAACUUCAUAUUGCAUAUAUUACCCACUGUGUAUGCUUAUUGUCAAAUAUAUACUUACCUCUAAAUUA
This is a messenger RNA of Rattus norvegicus (Norway rat), 5231 nucleotides long. The record is from RefSeq and is a predicted model, not a curated record. NCBI's taxonomy places the organism in Eukaryota, Metazoa, Chordata, Mammalia, Rodentia, Muridae.